AUGUCAGUUCAAGAUAAAGCCUAUUUCUUUCAUUUCUUAGAAUCGGAUAAAAAGGCCCCUGUGGUAUCACCUCCGGAUGGUCCUGCACCCGAUAGUGAGAAGGCAACACAAAUGGCCCAGAACCAGGAAUCUGCGAUAAAUACCAGAAAAUCGCAAUUCCUCAAUUCUCGAAUCAUCUGGCAAGAUCUCUCCAACACUCAAAAUUCUCUAUCUGAGAAUUGCGCAAACCAAAUUGUAAGCUUAGCAAACUCGAACUUGGAAGAUACUGUGAAGAGCAACUUGAUUUCAGAGUAUAAGAACACCGUAAACUCAACGAUUGGGGAUAUACUCGAACACAAAUUUAGAUCAGCGAUUGGUACAUAUAGUUUAUACGAGAAAUCAUACAACACUAUGAACUUUACUCAAUUCUUCAGUGAUUGUACUCGUGAUCCUAAAGUUUGCUUUCAAGGAGGGACACUCGAGCUUUCAUUCGGUCUUGGCGAGGGAGACAAUGAUGGGAGGUAUGAUGAGAAGCUUUGGGAUGUUGUUAAGAGAGAGACGGUCAGUUUCCCUUCUACUGCAUUUACCGAUCUGGAGACUCCAGGUACAGGACAAUCAAAGGCUUAG
This is a messenger RNA of Kwoniella mangroviensis CBS 8507, 606 nucleotides long. RefSeq lists its product as uncharacterized. The record is from RefSeq and is a predicted model, not a curated record. The coding region runs from base 1 to 606 and encodes 201 amino acids. The transcript has a single exon. Lineage: Eukaryota; Fungi; Basidiomycota; Tremellomycetes; Tremellales; Cryptococcaceae.